This is a messenger RNA of Microdochium trichocladiopsis, 3264 nucleotides long. Its product is annotated as chloride channel. Gene Ontology annotation, molecular function: voltage-gated chloride channel activity. Lineage: Eukaryota; Fungi; Ascomycota; Sordariomycetes; Xylariales; Microdochiaceae. Bases 278 to 2902 code for a protein of 874 amino acids. The record is from RefSeq and is a predicted model, not a curated record. Gene Ontology annotation, cellular component: early endosome; membrane; Golgi apparatus. The transcript has 4 exons. Gene Ontology annotation, biological process: transmembrane transport; chloride transport.
CCGCUGCUUCUUCCUGAUAGCAUGCCAACGCGAUCGACAGAUUCGAUUGUCGACUCGCGGCUUGCAUCCUCCUUUCAUCCGUGAACCUGCCUCUCUCGCUUGCGGCUUUCUUAUCGCAGCACCCAUGACCUGCACAUAGCACCUCCCCUCGUCUGUGCGUGACCCCUGGCGCCCACAACGCUCUUUAUCUCUCCUCUGGCCUGCCGUCCCACAAUCACACGGCACCCGACACACGAUCCUCCUCGUCACGACACACGCAGUCGCCGUCACUGCAGCCAUGGCCGACAACGGCUCGGGCCUCAACGCCCCGGACUCGCUCGAGUCCUCCCAGCUUCUCACCGGCGGUCCUCCUUCGCCCACCCUCCGCCGCCAUCACGCGCGCCGAAGUCGAAGACCCUCGUUCUCGGGCGAGCUUCCAGAUGAGCGCACGUCGCUGCUGCGUCCAGCCCGCUCGCGGAUGCGCAUACACAGCCCUGGCCGGCAAUCGACCAAGCAGCACAGCUUCGUUGGCGAAACUGGCUAUGGUACACGCCACCACAGCCGCGCCCCAUCAUUUGGCCAGCGCCUGAUCGAUGCUCUGGCUGAUCACCAGCAUGAUCCCCUCACCGAGUCCAAGACGAGCGUCUUUGCAGACGACCGCCUCUGGUACGACCAGUUUACGUCAACCGACUGGGUCCACGAUAGCAUCGCGGAUGCUUAUCGGGUCAAGCAGCUGCGCAACCGCAAGGAUUUUUGGGGCAGGCUCAUCGUUCUCUUCGAUGGAGCUCAGGGCUGGAUCCUGAGUGCUGUUGUUGGCUUCUGCGUCGCCGUCAUUGCCUACUGUGUCAACAUUGCAGAAGGAACCGUGUUCGACUUCAAGGACGGAUAUUGUUCCACCAACUGGACAUUUAGAGAAAGGGUUUGCUGCCCUCAUGGUCCCUGCACCGCCUGGCGCCCAUGGUCUGAAGUCCUUGGUGGCAGCGGAGUUGGUGCAGACUGGAUCGAGUUCGUCGUCUAUCUCUUCGCGGUCCUCAUCUUCUCCAUCGCCGCGUGUCUCAUGACCCUCACUACCAAGACGAUCGUCCCCUCCGCGUACCGUAUGUCGACAUUCGACGAGAACCUCGCGGCUGAACAAUACUCGGACAACGACGAUGACGAUGGGACCGGUCCCAGGCAGCCGGUACAGGAGGAGGUCGCAGCCCCUAUGGUGUACUACUCUGCCGCUGGUAGUGGUGUCGCUGAGGUCCGUGUCAUCCUCAGUGGGUUUGUUCUCCACGGCUUCCUUGGUGCAAGGACUCUACUCAUCAAGUCUGCCGGCCUGAUCUUGAGUGUUGCCUCUGGUCUGAGCAUCGGCAAGGAGGGCCCUUUUGUGCACAUCGCCACCUGUGUGGGAAACAUUGCGUGUCGCAUGUUCUCCAAGUAUGACAAUAACGAUGGCAAGAGGCGCGAGGUCCUAUCCGCAGCGGCAGCUGCGGGCGUCGUGGUGGCCUUUGGCGCUCCUCUCGGGGGUGUCUUAUUUGGCCUAGAGGAGGUUGCCUACUAUUUUCCGGCAAAGACCCUUUUCCGGACUUUCUUUUGCUGCAUCGUUGCUGCCCUGUCGCUCAAGUUUCUCGAUCCCUACGGUACGGGCAAGGUGGUCAUCUUCGAAGUGCGGUACAAAAUCGAUUGGGAGUGGUUCGAGCUGGCUGGUUUCAUUCUUGUCGGUGUUCUUGGUGGUGCUGCCGGAGCCUUCUUCAUCAAGGCCUCCCGGGCCUGGGCCCAGAGCUUCCGCAAGAUCGCCCUGAUCAAGAAGUAUCCCCUCCUCGAAGUCGUACUGGUCGCCAUUGUCACAGUCCUGAUCGGAUACUGGAACACUCUCACGCGGCUUCCCGUGGCCAAACUGCUUCUCAACCUUGCAGCGCCAUGCAAUGAUGAGACCAGGGACGAUACGCUUGGUCUAUGUGCGGAAGAGAUUGGCGACAUCCCCCCGAUCAUCCGCACCUUGGUCUUCGCUUUCCUAGUGAAGGGUUUCCUCACCACAAUCACUUUUGGCAUCAAGGUUCCCGCCGGCAUCUAUGUGCCGUCCAUGGUCGUUGGCGGCUUGAUGGGCCGAAUCAUUGGUCACCUUGUCCAGUGGCUGGUCCUGCAAUAUCCAACUGCAGGCAUUUUUGGCGAGUGCGCACUCCUUCAAGACUCAAGCUGUGUACAGCCAGGCGUGUACGCGCUCAUUGCAGCUGGCUCGACCAUGUGCGGUGUCACGCGGCUGUCGGUGACUCUGGCCGUCAUUCUCUUUGAGCUGACAGGCAGUCUCGACUACGUGCUUCCGUUUUCUCUUGCAAUUCUUGUUGCGAAAUGGACCGCCGAUGCUCUCGAACCGCUCAGCGUUUAUGACCUCUUGACGCAGAUGAACUCGUACCCAUACUUGGACAACAAACACAAGCCCAUGUUCACUUCUGAUCUUGCCGACAUCGUGCCGAGGGUUCGCAGAGAGCGCGUGAUCGAUAUUUCGAGCUCCCCUCUCGUUCCCGCAACCGAGCUGAGAGCGAAGCUCGAGCUGCUCCAGCGAGCCGGAGAGCUGGACGGUGGCCUGCCCAUCAUCCGGAAUGAUAUCUUGGUCGGCCUGAUCCCAGCACCUGAUCUCGAGUACGCGCUCGACCGCUUGAAAGACGAGGCGAACGAUCGUUGCCUGAUGGCCGAUGUGCCUAGUAUUGAUGACGACGACGAUAACGCCGUAGAGGAGCCUACAGACUUCACGCCAUAUAUCGACCCUGCGCCCGUCGCACUCGACAUCAAGUCCCCCAUGGACUUGGUGUAUGAAUGCUUUGCAAAGCUUGGGCUGCGCUAUAUCUGCAUUCUCAAGAAUGGUCGUUAUGCGGGCAUGACGCACAAGAAACGGUUUGUAAGAUAUAUCCGCGAUCUCGAGGAGAAAGAGCACUCUCAUUAGUCGACGUGUGAGGUCUCAUGCAUUUUGGGCCCCAGGGCUUGCCACAGCGAGCGUGGUGAAGGGACAUGUCUACGCCUGUCUAGAUUGUCUGCGGGAUGAGCAUGGAGUGCGACACCUGACUUUCUUCGUGUCUUCUGUUUUCUGUUCAUUUCUGGCGUUUAGUUACUUUAUUUGCAUCGUCGUUACGGGCACUCAACUGUAAUCAUCUGAUCAAAGAUGAGCUGGGGGUGUGGCAAUAAUCUCAUUUACUGGCGCGGUCUCGGGAACAUUGCAUCUCUUUCCCCCUUUUCAGCAUAGCAUUUCUAGCCCACAGGCAUUCUCACGGCAUGAAUAAGACUGAUGACAAAUUAUCGGCCAAUGCC